This is a messenger RNA of Strongylocentrotus purpuratus (purple sea urchin), 989 nucleotides long. Its product is annotated as RNA-binding protein 38. The transcript is spliced from 4 exons. The record is from RefSeq and is a predicted model, not a curated record. Lineage: Eukaryota; Metazoa; Echinodermata; Echinoidea; Camarodonta; Strongylocentrotidae. Gene Ontology annotation, cellular component: cytosol. The coding region runs from base 498 to 974 and encodes 158 amino acids. Gene Ontology annotation, molecular function: RNA binding.
AAAACGUAUUUACCUAGGGCUCUGUGUGACGGGAUAACACUGGCGCGAAUCUAUCGGCAUUCAGUACGCCGUAUCUCUGCCGGUGACGAGCAUCGACUACUCCUCUGUCUCUCUUUCUCUCAUUCCCAAGGAACCAGUGGAAUAUUGAUAACUCCCGACCAUCGCAGUCUGGUACAUAAAUGUGAGAUUUUAUAGUCGAUCUUCUCAUCUUGUUCCCAGCUUUUUCUGCAAGUAGAUCAUCUAGGUUUUACCCAUCGUCGAGGAACAUUGGAAAGAUCAGCACAAUCCAAGCCAUCUAGCGCAUGUCAGUAGUUUUCUCGCAGACGACAUCGCAUCUCGGUGAAUUUAUGCUCUAAUACCCAAAUCGGAUUACGCGCUUUAUUUCAUCGUUCAAAAUCAUCUCCUAAACAACCCCUCGCUCCAUUUCUGGAUUAAUCUUUUUAAAAGGACAAUCUUCUCUUUGAUUUAAGCCAACUGAACGCUAAACACACAGCACCAUGCAAGGGCAAAAGGAUACCACGUUCACCAAAAUAUUUGUCGGCGGCCUGCCGUACCACACCACGGAUAAAUCUCUCCGUGAUCAUUUUGAGAUCUAUGGCACCAUCGAAGAGGCAGUCGUCAUCACAGAUAGGACGUCGGGAAAGAGCAAAGGAUACGGAUUUGUAACCAUGUCUGAUCAGAGAGAAGCCGAGACAGCGACGAAAGAAGCCAACCCCAUCAUUGAUGGCAGGAAAGCAAACGUCAAUCUGGCCUUCCUUGGAGCUAAGCCCAGGAAUAACCCAACCACAAAUGGAGUUGACAUCCGGGCAUUAGCGGCCAUGCGAAAUGUUGCAGGAAACCCGUUCCAGCAGACGGCAAUUUUCCAAUCAUCGCCCUAUGGAUCUGAAACUUGGAGAGAGGGGGAAUUGAGCACAAGGUAUGUGAUAAGACUUCCUAGGCAAAUCUCAUUUAUUCUUCUUGACAUCCUACUCUAGGCUUGUCAAUUCCAA